Molecule: messenger RNA, 1479 nt
Organism: Pestalotiopsis fici W106-1
Lineage: Eukaryota; Fungi; Ascomycota; Sordariomycetes; Amphisphaeriales; Sporocadaceae
Exons: 2
Coding region: 1-1479 (492 amino acids)
Source: RefSeq, a predicted model, not a curated record
AUGUCGUCCACCCUCCCUCCCGAAGUGAUGCGCAGAAUAAUCGACCUUCUCAUUCACGAGCACAGAUCCGUUGUUACCGUGGAUCGUAGUAGUGAAAUCUCUCACCAUCGCUGGGCAUUAACAAAGGAUGCACCCGUGUAUGCGAGCGUAUGCAAAUUCUGGCAGGAUAUCAUCGAGCGCGAAUCUUUUGCAAUACUCUUCCUUUCACUCGAGCGGCUAAGUGAUGCCAACACCAUCAUGUCGCCGCGCCGUCGCGGCUACGUUCAAAGCAUACAUCUACAGGUCAUUCUCCCGCAUUAUUUCGAUGCCGCCUGGGGUCAAGUGGAAACGCCAGAGGAACAGCUCGACAACAGCGUCAUCACCACGGCGACAAUCAAGGCCUUUAUUGAACACAUGGCAAAAUGGAAGAUGGAGGAUCUGCCAAAGGACCGUAGACUGACCGUUCGGUUGGUGGCCAUGUCCCCAAGCGACGAGCACUAUGCCCCUCCAGAAGAAAUGAGACAACGCCAGCUCUGGCCUCGGCCCAAGUGGAAGCAGAUUUACGAAAAACGUUAUGAAAACUCUGUCCUCGAGCUCAAAGAUAUACACACCUUUGCGAGCCUGCCUGAAGUGUCUGUCAUUGACGUUAUAGACAAACCACAUACCUCGGGGGCACGUCAUUUUGCGCCUGCUGUUGUAUGUGCUCUAUUUGGCCGGCUACGGAAUGUCCGGGCCGCUACAGGCCAUGUGUGGGAUGACCCAAGGGACUAUUCUGACAGGAGACAUCGGAUUCGAGCUGAUUUAGCGCAAGUGGUACAAGAUUUCGAGGUUGUGCCUGACAUGCUGAUUCUCCACCAAGAGACUGACAAUAAACUUCACGAGAACCAUUCCGCAGAGCCGGUAAUUUUUACACCGCAGGGCACAGAUGAUCCCUUGACGGUCAGUCUGCGUGGUUUGUCGCAGAGGUCCAAGAAUCUCACUCUAAGCAUGUUCAUUAUCGGUGACGAGUUUUGGUCAACACAGUCGACUGAUGCAGACAAUAGGCCAGCUUGGCCGUUCCUUACACAUCUGCACAUGCGACUAAGGCUGAGCACACCAGACGGGCGGUGGCGGUUUGACUACGCUGAGCCGGAAUCGCAGAGUGAGUCCGAGGGCGACUCCGAGUCUGAAGACUCUGAGGACUCUGAUUAUGAAGCUGUGAACAGUUUGCGGAGACGUGCCAUGCCCGAUAUGAUGAACAAUUUCUACCGCUCUGUUGCACGGGCUGCACUCCAAAUGCCCCAAUUAAAGUUCAUGGAACUAGAUUUCCGGGGGUGGGAUUCCAAAGAUGUGACCUUUCAUACUUUCCGAUACCAGGUCAAAGACUCAGGACCAUUAGCAACAUGGUACAGCUACCCCUCGUUUGGACCCGAAGCGGACAUAAUGGAGUUAUGGAAGCAAGUUGGGGUGAAAUAUCACAACGUGACAACGGGGAUCUUUGUCUCUGAGGAGCGACCAUAG